AUGGUCGACUUCUCCAUCCCCGAAAAUGUCACCGGAGAUGAUGCACCACCUGCUCCUCCUAACUUCAUCUGUCCCUUUAAACGGCCAUUGUCAUCCAAGACUCCCACCAUUGUCCUCAAGGAUGAGCAGUUGAAAGCACUAGUUGGAGCAAAGAUAAUUCCUGGAACCACGGAGGUGUUUCUGAGUCAUUUUGCCAAUAGGAUGGAUCCACUCUCAGCAGUCAUGGCUCCAAGAUAUUAUCAUCAGGCUCGUAGCAGCAGCAAGAAGGAUGAUAACAAUAUGAUCUGGUCAUGCUCAUGCAGUUGCACCCUAACAUACUGCAAUAUGGAAACUGGACCACGGUACGUAAUUGAAGACCACUUCGAACUUCCAGAAAAGAAGGGCCAUAACCUAACGAGCCUUGGCGGGGGAUCAAUAUAUCAAUUUAUUGUUCAAGAGAACGGCCAUGUCCUAGCAGCUGUAAGCGACCCAAGGAAAAGGGUGGCUUUCCAGCUGGUUAUCAAUCAGAACUAUGUAUUGACUCGGACUCUUUAUAUGAUAAAUUGA
Molecule: messenger RNA, 546 nt
Organism: Coffea arabica (coffee)
Lineage: Eukaryota; Viridiplantae; Streptophyta; Magnoliopsida; Gentianales; Rubiaceae
Product: glutathione hydrolase 1-like
Biological process (GO): glutathione catabolic process
Cellular component (GO): plasma membrane
Molecular function (GO): glutathione gamma-glutamate hydrolase
Source: RefSeq, a predicted model, not a curated record